UGCAGCCAUCCCGUUUUUUUUUAUCUAGCUGAUGGAUGAAGAACUCAAUGAUUCUGAUGUAACAUUAGAUGAUUCAAUACAUUCAGAUGAAAACGAUGAACUUGUAAAUUUGUUAGAUGUUCCGUAUACCACUACCGAGCCUCGCGAAGAGGAUUCACUCGAAUAUGAGAUAUUACAUCCUAAUCAAUUAUCACAAUUAAUGUUUGAUAUUACUAAAGAAGUUGAACAAAUAAUUCAAAUUUCUCCUACAUAUUUGCGACUAUUGCUUGCUCAUUUUAAAUGGGAUAAAGAUGCAUUGAUGGAAUUUUAUUUCGAACACGGGAAAGCAGAUACAUUUACUCAAGCAGGUAUUGUAGACCCUAUAGAUAUCCCAGUAACAGAAUCAAAGGAUUUAUGUGAAAAGCAAAAUGAAAUCGUUUGUGAUAUAUGUUUUCUACCAACUACUCCAAGUCAAAUGUUUGGAUUGUCUUGCGCUCACUACUUCUGUUUAGCCUGUUGGCAUCGUUAUCUUAAAAUUAAAAUAAUGGAAGAAAGUCAAAUUGAUCGGAUUUAUUGCCCUUCAUCUACUUGUCGCAUAAUUGUUGAAGAUGAGGUUGUAUUUCAAAUGAUUACUGAUCAAAAUAUACGCAAGCAUUUUUACAAGCUGAUAUCUAGUAGUUUUGUCCUCCACAAUCGUGCGUUGACUUGGUGUCCGGGUGUUAACUGUGGACAUGCCGUGCGCUGCUUUGGCCCCCGAGAGCCGUAUCAAAUUACUUGUACAAACUGUGGUGAGUGCUUCUGUUUCGCCUGUGGUCAACCAUGGCAUGACCCAGUUCGAUGUGAACAGUUGAGGACAUGGAUUAAAAAGCUUGAAAAUGAUAGCGGUACGCUUGGCUGGAUUGCGGCGAAUACUAAAGAGUGUCCAAAAUGUCGUGCAACUAUAGAGAAAAAUGGUGGUUGCAAUCAUAUGACCUGUCGCAAUGUUGAUUGUAAGCAUGAGUUUUGUUGGAUGUGUCUAGAUCGUUGGGAACCGCAUGGAUCGCGAUGGUACACAUGUAAUCGUUAUGAUGAUUCUGCUGCUAAAUUGGCUAGAGAAGCUCAAGCUAGCUCAAGGUUGUCACUUGACCGCUAUCUUUUCUAUUCAAAUCGUUAUUUAAACCAUAUGCAAUCUUUGAGAUUCGAGGCACGCCUGUAUGAAACAGUACAAAGUAAAAUGGAAACAAUGCAAGCUCAUGGGACAUCUUGGAUAGAUGUUAAGUUUUUCAAAAAAUUAGUUGAAAUUCUUUGUCGAUGUCGUAGAACAUUAAUGUAUACUUAUGCUUUUGCUUAUUUCUUGAAAAAAAAUAAUCAUUCAUUAAUAUUUGAAAGUAAUCAAAGUGAUUUGGAACAGUCUACAGAACAAUUAUCGGAAUAUCUAGAUCGUGAUUUAUCUAAUAUCAAUUUAAAUGAAUUAAAACAGAAAAUGCAAGAUAAAGCUAGAUAUUGUGAAAGUCGUCGAAAUGUCCUUUUAGAUCACGUACAUGAAGGUUAUGAUAAAGGAUUUUGGGAACAAUCCGACGUUUGUUAAUAUAUUUGCUUAAUUGUUUGUCCAUCCAUCCUCACGCACAUAGACUAUCAUAGUAUUUGUCUCUUUAUGUGUAUAGUUUAUAUUUUUUUGAUUACUAUGAUCUCGUUGAUAUCAAUUUUUCUAUUUUUCCUCGUUCAUGAGUACCUCAGUAGUUUUGCAAAUAUAUGUGCACUUUCAGUGUAACAUUAAUAAAACAUGAAUGAUGGAAAUUUAACCAAAUCAGGUCAUUAUUACAUGUUUAUAUAUUUUUGUCUUUUCUAAAACUCCUUUAAUCAGCAACUAUACUGUUCGCAUUCCUGAGCCUUACCACCCUUCCCAACUUCGUCUCCUUGUUGAUGUAUUUCUGAAAUGUCCCUUCUCCUAGAAUCAUCUCUUAAUUAUUAAAAAACGUUAUUCUUGUGGUUAGCAAAGUUCUAAUAAUUGAGAUCGCCACUAAUUUCACUAACAACCAUAGCAGCAUACAAAUUAAUAAUGCUAAAUCGGUAAAAAUUUUCCCUUGCAUUCUGUUAUUUUGCCAUGUACAGUCCUGUUCCCGCUCUUAUUUAUUCAUUUAUGUUUUCACACCAUCACUAAGCAUGUUUACAAAGAUACAACUGUAUAACGAUUGCUCUGAUCAAAUAUUCUAGUUACUUUGACGUCUUCGCCAACAUUUGAUCAAGAAAUCUCGCUUAUAAGAUAGGGAAGCGUUUGUUAGUUGUCAUCACUUUUUUGAAUGUAGACUAAAUACUACUUACAAAUAUGCAUACAUGUAACAUAUUUUGAAGUACACAUAUUGUUUGCACCCGCUGUCAGGACUCUUUCGUUUAUUAUUCUAUUUCUUUUCACCCAUGAACUCCGUUUAUGGAUUACUUACAUUUUGGUUUUCUGAUCGUCUAGAUAAAUAGCAUCGCAAGAAGUUCGAUGUCCACCCUGUGUUGAGUUUUCAUUAACAAUUGCCUU
This is a messenger RNA of Schistosoma turkestanicum, 2485 nucleotides long. NCBI's taxonomy places the organism in Eukaryota, Metazoa, Platyhelminthes, Trematoda, Strigeidida, Schistosomatidae. The record is from the annotation of a GenBank genome assembly.